GCGAAGUGACCUUAUUGACUGAUGCUGUUAGUGCUGUUAGUGCUGCUAAGCUCUCACUGCGGCGACUAGUACUGCUAACGACUUCAGGUUGCUCUUCGGUCGAGUCGUGGACAGGCACAUCAUCGCAUCGACGUCUUUACAGCUGCCUCCUACGUUCCUCUCCACCAGCUCCCCUCGACCUUUGUUCCCUCGAACUCAACUCCAUCUCGCGAGAGCCUGCGCCACCCCUCAUCCCAAACACUUUUGGGCACGAUGGCAACAAUCAUGGAAGGGCCCGGGAGCGAAUAUACGCCAAAGUUCGCACCCUUCUUUGGGAUGGCUGGCAUUGCUUCCGCAAUGAUAUUUGGCUGUAUAGGAGCGGCAUACGGUACCGCCAAAUCAGGAAUUGGCAUUGCUGGUGUUGGAACAUAUCGGCCCGACCUGAUCAUGAAGUCUCUAAUUCCAGUGGUCAUGUCUGGUAUCAUCGCCGUCUACGCCCUCGUUAUUGCCGUUUUGAUCGCAGGAGAUAUGGGCCCACCGCCGCAACAGAACUACAGCUUGUUCACCGGCUUCAUGCACCUAGCCAGUGGUUUAAGCGUCGGCCUCGCCGGUCUGGCCGCAGGUUACGCCAUUGGCAUUGUCGGUGAUAUGGGCGUACGGUGUUAUAUGCAACAGUCGAGAGUGUUCGUGGGGAUGGUCCUCAUCCUGAUUUUCGGCGAAGUCUUAGGACUCUACGGCCUCAUUGUGGGCUUGAUCUUGAACUCGAAGAGCUAGAGCAGUAUAUCAAUCCGACCGUGAUGGAACUGCGCCGCAUGAUGCAAUGAUGGGGUCUGGAUGUGCUCGCUGGCGCUAUAAUGAUGUUGUGAAUAUGGCCCCUGAAGAGGCCCAAAAUAACAUACACCUAGUCUGAAAGACGAUAUUAUCUUUGCUAGAGAGGAUAUGACUUUGUCCUAUAUCUGCUGGUCUAUUGUAAAAACUUUCCUAGUGGACCCCCAAUGUGCUCCAGAUCCAGCAGGA
Messenger RNA from Exophiala dermatitidis NIH/UT8656, 996 nucleotides. RefSeq names its product V-type H+-transporting ATPase 16kDa proteolipid subunit. Gene Ontology annotation, cellular component: proton-transporting V-type ATPase, V0 domain. Gene Ontology annotation, molecular function: proton-transporting ATPase activity, rotational mechanism. NCBI's taxonomy places the organism in Eukaryota, Fungi, Ascomycota, Eurotiomycetes, Chaetothyriales, Herpotrichiellaceae. Bases 253 to 753 code for a protein of 166 amino acids. The transcript is spliced from 5 exons. Gene Ontology annotation, biological process: proton transmembrane transport. The record is from RefSeq and is a predicted model, not a curated record.